GACGCAAGCGCCGUGGGUUUCCGGGGGCCAAGCUCGCUUCGCGAUCACGAGUUUGCAGCAUGGGGUCCGUGCCCCGAACACUCGAGCUGUUCUACGAUGUCCUGUCCCCCUACUCCUGGCUGGCCUUCGAGGUCCUGUGCCGAUAUAAGAAUAUCUGGAACGUCAGCCUGCAGCUGCAGCCCACGUUAAUUGGAGGGAUCAUGAGAGACAGCGGAAACCAGCCGCCAGCUAUGCUUCCCCGCAAAGCCGUAUACAUGAGAAGUGACGUUAGGCUCCUGAGCCAGCAUCUCCAGGUUCCCAUCCACUUCCCCAAGGAUUUCUUCUCUGUGAUCCUUAAGAAAGGAAGUUUGACAGCCAUGCGCUUCCUCACUGCGGUGAAGAUGGAGCACCCGGAGAUGCUAGAGAAAGUGUCCAGAGAACUGUGGAUGCGCGUCUGGUCACGGGAUGAAGACAUCACAGAGCCCCCAAGCAUCCUGGCCGCUGCAGAGAAGGCUGGCAUGUCCAUGGAACAAGCCCAGGAACUUCUAAAAAGGGUCUCAACACCACAAGUGAAGAACCAGCUCAAGGAGACCACUGAGGCAGCCUGCAAAUACGGGGCUUUUGGGCUGCCCAUCACUGUGGCCCACCUGCAUGAUGAAACCCACAUGCUCUUUGGCUCCGACCGGAUGGAGUUGCUGGCAUACCUGCUGGGAGAAAAGUGGAUGGGCCCUGUGCCUCCAGCUGUAAACCCCAGACUUUAAGCCCAAAGCCCAGAGGAAGCAAGACGAUUGGUAUUAAAAAGCAAACCAUCUGCUUACCCCUCCUCCACUGUGGGGCCCUGGGACUCUGGUUUCCUAUCUGAUAGAGGUUCUUGUCCGGUCUUGGGGUAUGCUGGGGGGUGGGGGGGUGGGCAGGACAAUACACUAUCUGCCGUUAGUCUCACCGAGUGCCUCUGAGAACCUCCAACUCUGCUUUUCACAGAAUAAACCUAAUGCCAUUAGGCAUCAUGUUCCUCA
Budorcas taxicolor (takin) is the source of this 995-nucleotide messenger RNA. RefSeq names its product glutathione S-transferase kappa 1 (gene GSTK1). Gene Ontology annotation, cellular component: peroxisome; mitochondrion. The record is from RefSeq and is a predicted model, not a curated record. Gene Ontology annotation, molecular function: glutathione transferase activity; glutathione peroxidase activity. Gene Ontology annotation, biological process: glutathione metabolic process. The transcript is spliced from 8 exons. Lineage: Eukaryota; Metazoa; Chordata; Mammalia; Artiodactyla; Bovidae. Bases 60 to 740 code for a protein of 226 amino acids.